Molecule: messenger RNA, 1877 nt
Organism: Bactrocera oleae (olive fruit fly)
Lineage: Eukaryota; Metazoa; Arthropoda; Insecta; Diptera; Tephritidae
Source: RefSeq, a predicted model, not a curated record
CUAGAAAUCACUUCUGUGAUUACAAAUACAUACCCCCUGUUUUGUUUCACAAAUUCAGUAAUAGCACAUAAGGGCGUUGUUUUCAUGCCAAUAUAUGUAUAAUAGUUGAGUCAAAAAAGUUUUCAAACAAAGUUGUAAAAAUGUCUGUCGCUGUUGACCUCGUUAAGGUAAAUUGUAUUGUGUUUAAUAUUACAAAUAUUAUCCACUAAAACUACAUAUAAUUUGUUGUUUGUGUUAUAUUUAUAUAAAAUAGUACGCAAAAUUAUGUCUUUGUUGAUAAAACUUUCUCGAAAACAUGGAUUAUUUGCCCAUAUUUACCUAAACGUAGAAAGUCUCUAUUAAUAUUUUCUUUCAUCUUUUAAGAAAGAACGAACCACAUUUAAGAACACUGAAACUAUCGGGACAUGUGGGAUUUGAUAGCUUGCCGGAUCAACUGGUAAAUAAAAGCGUUCAAAAUGGUUUUGUUUUCAACGUCAUGUGCAUAGGUGAAACUGGCCUUGGCAAAUCAACACUCAUGGAUACACUUUUUAAUACAAGCUUUGAGUCUACACCAAGUCCGCAUACAUUACCGAACGUCAAAUUGAAAGCACAUACUUAUGAAUUACAAGAGAGUAAUGUACGCCUUAAGCUAACAAUUUGCGACACUGUUGGGUAUGGUGACCAAAUUAAUAAGGACGACUCAUUUAAAGCUGUAGUUGACUAUAUUGACGCACAGUUCGAGGCCUAUUUGCAAGAAGAGCUCAAGAUCAAGCGUUCUUUGGUGUCAUGUCACGAUAGCCGCAUUCAUGUAUGCUUGUAUUUUAUUUGCCCAACAGGUCAUGGGCUUAAGUCCCUAGAUCUUGUAUGUAUGAAAAAACUCGAUAGCAAAGUAAAUAUCAUUCCAAUUAUUGCAAAGGCUGAUACAAUAUCUAAAUCGGAGUUGAACCGUUUCAAAAGUAAAAUUAUGCAAGAAUUAUCCAAUAAUGGUGUUCACAUAUAUCAGUUUCCAACGGAUGAUGAAACUGUUGCUGAAACGAACACAACUAUGAAUACUCAUGUGCCGUUCGCUGUAGUAGGCAGUACUGAUUUCAUAAAAGUGGGAAACAAGUUGAUUCGAGCUCGUCAAUAUCCAUGGGGAACCGUACAAGUUGAAAAUGAAAUGCAUUGCGAUUUUGUUAAACUUCGUGAAAUGCUAAUCCGAACUAAUAUGGAAGAUAUGAGGGAGAAAACCCAUACACGUCAUUAUGAACUUUAUAGGCAAAAGCGUCUUGAACAAAUGGGCUUUAGCGAUGUAGAUAGUGACAACAAACCAAUUUCAUUCCAACAAACCUUUGAGGCGAAGCGAUCUAACCAUUUAGCUGAACUACAAGCCAAAGAAGAAGAAGUAAGACAGAUGUUUGUACAAAGGGUCAAAGAAAAAGAAGCUGAGCUCAAAGAAAGUGAAAAAGAGCUGCAUGCAAAGUUUGAUAAACUUAAGCGAGACCAUGCUGAAGAAAAAAGAAAACUAGAGGAUUCUCGAAAAAGGCUAGAGGAAGAUUUUGUGGAAUUUAGUCGUCGCAAAACCCAAAUUUCAACCUCUCAUCAUACUUUGACUCUGGGCAAAAACAAAAAGAAGUAAUCUACUAACGUUUAAUAGUUCUAUUUAUUUAACAUUUGAAUACUAUUUCCUUGUAUUUAUUAUAUUAUCAAUACAUCUAUACGCGCCUAUGGGAUUAUAAUACAUAUUUUCAUAUGAGUAUAUUACCGGUUAUUUUCACUAUAGGCGAAAAUUUUAUAUACUUAACGAUACAUGUGAAAAUAUAUACCAUUGCACUAAAAUACACAUGUAUGUAAAUAAAUAGGUGAAUGUUUUCUGUAUUUAUGGAUGAACCAAUGAAUAAAUAGUAAGCCUAUACCUU